AUGCCGGCAGAAGCAUCCACCCCCGGCGUCAAGCCCGGCCAUACAGACUUUGACCUCAUCAUCGUCGGCGCCGGCAUCUCUGGCAUCAAUGCCGCCUAUCGCUUCCAGACCGGCACGCCCGCCGGGAGCUCCUACGCCAUCUUCGAGGCCCGCGACGCCCUCGGCGGCACCUGGGACCUCUUCCGCUACCCUGGCAUCCGCUCCGACUCGGACAUCUUCACCUUUGCCUUCCAGUGGAACGCCUGGCCCAAGAAGGGCACCAUGGCCAGCGGUGAGGAGAUCCGCGCCUACAUGAAGGAGUCGGCCAAGAAGGAAGGCAUCUACGACAACAUCCGCCUCCGGCACAAGAUCGUCGCCGCCGACUGGGAGUCGCAGCACUCCCGCUGGGCCAUCACCACCACCACCAACAGCCCCGACCAGCCCAACAAGAUCUACUACUGCCAGUUCCUGUACCUCGCGACGGGAUACUACGACUACGAGACGCCCCUGCAGACCGUCAUCCCGGGCAUCGACAACUUCCGCGGCAAGGUGCUGCACCCGCAGUUCUGGCCCGAGGACCUCGACUACGCCGACAAGGAGGUCGUCAUCAUCGGCAGCGGCGCCACCGCCGUCACCAUGGUGCCCUCCAUGAGCCACCGCGCCCGGCACGUCACCAUGCUCCAGCGCAGCCCGACCUACAUCUUCCCGCUCCCCCAGCACGGCCUCCUCGCGCGCCUCGUCUUCCUGCUCCUCCCGCGCGCCCUCGCCACCCCGUUGCUGCGCGCCGGCUGGAUCCUCCAACUCGUCCUCAUGAUCCAGUUCUGCAAGCUCUUCCCCGGCCUCGUGCGGCGGGCCAUCCGCCGCGAAAACGUCAAGCGGCUGCCCGCCGCGGUGCCGUGGGACCCGCACUUCAACCCGCGGUACAACCCGUGGGAGCAGCGGCUGUGCGCCUCGCAGGACGGCGACAUCUUUGCCGCGCUGAGCAGCGGCAGGGCCAGCGUGGUCACCGAUACCAUCAGCACGGUGACCGAGAAGACGAUCAAGCUGGACUCCGGGGCGGUGCUGCACCCGGACAUCAUCGUGACCGCGACGGGCCUGCAGCUGAGCUUCGCGGGCGGCAUGGCGGUGACGGUGGAUGGGAAGCGCGUGGACCAGUCGAAGCAGUUCCUGUGGAAGGGCACGAUGCUGCAGGACAUUCCGAACUUGUUCUUCACGAUCGGCUUCGAGAACGCGUCGUGGACGCUGGGGUGUGACUGCGCGGCGCUUCUGACCGUGCGCGUCAUAGAGCAGCUGAGGGAGAAGGGCCUCAAAGUCGCGGUGCCUCGGAUGAGCGCGGAGGAUCAGAAGAUUAUGGUUCCCAAGCCUCUGUUCAGCCUCAAGGCAACGUACCUGGAUGGUGUGGGGGAGAAGCUCCCCAAGGGGGGCAGUGGUAUGUGGGCGCCGAGGACAAACUACCCGGUGGAUCUGUGGAAGCUCCUCAUGGACGGGCCGUCUAUCAUCAAUGGCUCAAAAAACUUGGCCAAGUCUCUCGCAGCGUUCAAGAUGGACCUGGCGCCAUUGAUUCAAGGAAGGAGUCCAGUGCAAAUCCUUCUGGAUACCUGGGCUCUGAUGAACCACAGCGCGGCUGACACCCAGCUGGACUUUAUCAGGGCGCAAAUGGCAGUCGUGCUAAAAAUGGACGACAGCACAAACAACGACAAGGUCACCGCGCUGAUCAUGUACGGCAUGGUGUGUCAGGAGACUGCCCAUCGACUGGACAACGAUCGACAGGAUAGCCUGCCGAGUUGGCGGGCGGCUCUCAGCGUAUUCCAGACGGCCUUGGACACGGCCACGACGGAGGAGGAUAAUCUUAGAAGCAUAGCUGAGGAGUUUCUAGAGGAUUGCAGCUCAGAGGUCUCCAGAUUAGAGCUGCUGUCGGGGGGUUGA
Cordyceps fumosorosea ARSEF 2679 is the source of this 1905-nucleotide messenger RNA. Its product is annotated as Flavin monooxygenase-like protein. The transcript is spliced from 3 exons. Lineage: Eukaryota; Fungi; Ascomycota; Sordariomycetes; Hypocreales; Cordycipitaceae. The coding region runs from base 1 to 1905 and encodes 634 amino acids. Gene Ontology annotation, molecular function: NADP binding; flavin adenine dinucleotide binding; N,N-dimethylaniline monooxygenase activity. The record is from RefSeq and is a predicted model, not a curated record.